Molecule: messenger RNA, 2340 nt
Organism: Ficedula albicollis (Collared flycatcher)
Lineage: Eukaryota; Metazoa; Chordata; Aves; Passeriformes; Muscicapidae
Gene: NONO
Product: non-POU domain containing, octamer-binding
Exons: 9
Coding region: 51-1457 (468 amino acids)
Biological process (GO): regulation of DNA-templated transcription
Cellular component (GO): nucleus
Molecular function (GO): RNA binding
Source: RefSeq, a predicted model, not a curated record
AGCUCCGAGCCGCUUCCCGACCGUGCGUGUGUUGCUUUUAGGUGGGGAAGAUGCAGGGCAACAAGGGGUUCAACAUGGAGAAGCAGAACCACGCUCCGCGCAAGCAGCACCAGCAGCACCCGCCGCCGUCCAUCCCCGCGAACGGGCAGCAGGCCAACAGCCAGAGUGAGUCCCGGGCCCGCCGCGGGGGCCCGCCCGGCCCCGCUCUGGAUGAAGGCCUGACUAUUGACCUGAAGAAUUUCCGGAAACCCGGUGAAAAGACCUUCACCCAAAGAAGCCGCCUCUUUGUGGGGAAUCUGCCCCCAGAUAUUACAGAGGAAGAGAUGAGAAAGUUGUUUGAGAAGUAUGGCAAGGCAGGGGAAGUCUUCAUACACAAGGACAAAGGCUUUGGUUUUAUCAGGCUGGAAACUCGCACUCUGGCAGAGAUUGCCAAGGUGGAACUGGACAACAUGCCUCUCCGUGGGAAGCAGCUCCGAGUGCGCUUUGCCUGCCACAGCGCCUCGCUGACAGUCAGGAACCUGCCCCAGUUUGUGUCCAAUGAGCUCCUGGAGGAAGCCUUCUCAGUGUUUGGCCAGGUGGAAAGGGCUGUGGUUAUUGUGGAUGACAGAGGACGAUCCUCUGGGAAAGGCAUUGUGGAGUUCUCAGGGAAGCCUGCUGCUAGGAAAGCGCUGGAUAGAUGUAGUGAUGGGUCUUUCCUGCUGACUACAUUCCCUCGCCCUGUCACUGUGGAGCCCAUGGACCAGUAUGAUGAUGAGGAGGGUCUACCAGAGAAACUAGUCAUCAAAAACCAGCAAUAUCACAAGGAGCGUGAGCAGCCUCCUCGGUUUGCACAGCCUGGCAGCUUUGAAUAUGAAUACGCCAUGCGUUGGAAGGCUUUGAUAGAGAUGGAGAAGCAGCAGCAGGAACAAGUAGAUCGCAACAUCAAGGAAGCUCGAGAGAAGCUGGAAAUGGAAAUGGAAGCAGCUCGCCACGAGCACCAAGUGAUGCUCAUGCGGCAAGGUACCAGAUAUGAUGCAGAUGGUUGGUGUUUGUUGUGCCGAGCAUCCCUGGACUUUCUUUACAGGCAAGAGGAGGAGCGCAGGCGCCGUGAGGAGGAGAUGAGAAGGCAGCAGGAAGAGAUGAUGAGACGCCAGCAGGAAGGCUUUAAAGGGAACUUUGCUGAUGCGAGGGAGCCACCAGACAUGCGAAUGGGACAGAUGGGUAUGGGAGGUACCAUUGGCAUGAACAAUAGAGGAGCUAUGGGUGGUACCAACGUCCCAGCUCCUGCACCUCCUGCUGCUGGCCCUGGAGCUAUGAUCCCUGAUGGAGCCAUGGGAAUGACUCCACCACCACCUCCAGACCGCUUUGGCCAGGGUGGAGCCAUGGAGGGCCUUGGAGCCAUGGGAGGGAACCCGCCUGCCUUCAACAGAGGAAAUCCAGGGGGAGAUUUUGGCCCUAACAAGCGUCGCAGAUACUAACAGGAUUAAGCUAUCCCCUGUACACGCCCCAAAGAAAGAAAUCUUGGCAGGGCACACAGGGCUCAACUUGGAGGGGGGAGGGGGGACAUUUUAAAGAUAGUUAAUUAGGGCCUGUUUUGGUAAAGCCACUCUAGGACAAGGGGAGUGCAGUCUGACUGGUAAAGGUUUUAGAAAAUUUCAUGUGGUGCAUUCCUAAUUUCAAAGUGAAAAAUGGAUUCUGGGAGGCUGCCGUGGUUCAGUAAUGGUAAAAUCUUGCAAGGACCCUAAUGCCUUGACCAUUACAGGUUUCCCAUUUGCAGCUGAAAUCAUGAGACUAAAUUAGAUAAAACUUCAGUAUGUCUUGGCAUUCUUUUGGUGUAGUGUACCUUGCUUAAGAGCACAGAGGGGUCUCUGGAGAACUAGGGCAGCAUUUGGGUACUUUGCAGCUCCCAUGAUUUUGUAAAUUUAUAUAGCUCCAAAUGAUCCGUCAUGUAGUGACUUGGGGGAGAUUUUGUUUGUUUCUUAUUUCUUUUUUUUUUUUUUUUCCUCCUAACUUGUUAGUUACUCUUUUUACCUGGACCAUUUGUUUCUUUGAAGUAGUUGACAGUCGUGCAGCCUGAAUGGCUGGGAGGUUCUUGUUUGGAUGGAUUUUUUUGAUAACGUGUUGUAUCUCUUUAUUUUUACUGGUAGUAAAGUACAAUCUAUUGGAUAAAGAUACUGUAUCUCAUGCUGAAGAUUUAACUGAAACAAAUGUUUGUAUAAUCCUAACCUUGCCUGUCUUUUGUGUAGGAGUACUACAAGAUUUUUCAUUUAGUGUAAACUGUUUGAACACAAACUGUAAUUGUCCCACUAAAAAGUUCGAGUUUGUCUGAGGAAUGUUACAGGAAUGCAUUAUUAAAGUGGA